UUUCCAUUUUUUUUCCUUUCUAUUUUAAUUUUUUGUUCCUGCAUCUCCGACUAGUUAGCUAUGCUGAAGCUGUUUGAGUCUUUUCCCAGGGCUUUUCAAAUAACAAAAACAAACUUGGAUCAUUUUAUCAUAUCAUUAUUGGAUCUUCUUCCUUGAAUUCCUGUUAGGGCACAAUCACUAAUAUACGUACUUGCUUGUAUUGAAAAAAUUAAUAAUGAUAAUAAUAAGAACAUGCCACUUUCUGUUUUGGAUAUUAGUAGUACUCAGAUCAUCAUCGUCUGUCGCCGCAAUAUCACCUAAGGAUCUUCUCGGUGUUGCCCCUCAAGAUGUGAAAUAUUACAAGGGAUUAUGGAAUUCCGGAAGGAUUAAAUGCAAAGAUGGAUCCAGAACAUUCACCAAGUCACAGCUUAAUGAUGAUUUUUGUGAUUGUUUUGAUGGCACUGAUGAACCAGGAACAUCAGCAUGUCCUACUGGGAAAUUCUAUUGUCGAAAUGCUGGACAUAACUCCCUUACUGUAUUUUCUUCUAGGAUUAAUGAUGGUAUAUGUGAUUGCUGUGAUGGAAGUGACGAGUAUGAUGGGAAAACAAGAUGCAAAAAUACAUGUUGGGAGGCUGGAAAAGUGGCACGAGAUAGAUUAAUGGAUAAAAUAGCUAUAUUUCAGGAGGGUGUUAAUGUAAGAAAUCAUGAAGUUGAACAAGCAAAAAUAUCUGCUGCCAAAGACGAGGCAGAGUUGUCAAAUCUGAAGAGUGAGGAGAAAGUUCUGAAGGGGAUUGUUCGGCAGCUUAAGGAGAACAAGGAACAGAUAGAGAAGGCAUUGGAAAAAGAACGCAUCCAGAAAGAAAAUGAGGAGAAGCAGAAAAAGAUAGCUGAAGAAUCUGAAUUGAAGGAAAACAAACCCAAAGAAAAGGUUGGCGUUACUGAGCUAGAACCUUCAAUAACUAAUGAUGAUAAUAAAGCUGCAGUUCUUGACAACUCUCCUUCGAGACUGAAGCUGAAGGAAGACCCUGCUGAACCUGUGGUAGAAGUGGUACGCAAUGCUCAUGCAUCCCUUGACAAUGGAGACGAGGUAGAGGAGGCGUCUGAAGUUGAACAUGGAUCUGGUCUUGGCAUUGAGUCUGCAAAGGGAGAAGAUGCAGCCAAAGACAUUGAUUCAUUAUCAAGGGAAGAUCUAGGCCGUGAAAUUGGUUCACGUUGGACCGGAACAAAAACUGAGCAACAAAAUCAUGAUGUUGCAAAAGAUGAUGAGACGCCUGUCAAUGUGCACGAUGAAGAGAACAAUGGGUACGAUACAGAAGCUGAAGAUCAUCAACAUGACGAGGAGGACGAGACUGAGGGACAGAUGGAUGAUGUUGGAGAUGAAGAUAAUGACGAUUCGUCGAGCUCAUAUAACUAUGAGCCAGAUGAGGAAGUGGACGUAUCAGAUAUGGAAAGCGAAAGCAGCCCAUCAUGGUUUGAGAAGAUUCAAAGAACUGUGCAAAAUUUCCUGCAGGCUAUCAACCCGUUCCAGACUCCAGUGGAUACAUCUGGUAGAAAAGCUGAAAAGAUACGGAAAGAAUAUGAUGAGGCCAGCACAAAGUUAUCCAAAUUGAAAUCAAGGAUAUCUCGCUUAACAAAGAAGCUGGGGAAUGACUUCGGUCCAGAGAAAGAAUUCUAUUUGUUACAUGGUCAAUGUUUCGAGAGCAAACAGAACAAGUACGUUUACAAAGUCUGCCCUUUCAAACAAGCCACCCAAGAGGAAGGCUACAGCACAACCCGCUUGGGGAAUUGGGAGAAAUUUGAGGAUUCAUAUAGUGUCAUGCUCUUUUCAAAUGGUGACAAUUGCUGGAAUGGUCCUGAUAGAAGUUUAAAGGUUAGCUUAAGUUGUGGAUUGAAAGUCAAACUUGCUGAUAUUGAUGAACCAAGCCGUUGCGAAUAUGUAGCAACUUUAACCACACCUGCUCUUUGCCUAGAAGGAAAGCUCAAGGAACUAGAAGAUGAACUAGAAGUUUUAGAAAAGCAACAGCCACAAGUUCAUGAUGAGUUAUGAAUCUUGUCGGAUUAUUCUGACACUUGAUGAUUCAGAGUACCUGUAUCUUUAGAACUCCAUAGAGCCUACAUUGUGUUCCUCAGUAUUGCCAAGGUUUAUAGUAGCUUUCAGCUGGGCGCAUAGCAAAACUGAACUCGGUAACACUGUAACAGCAUGAUGAAUGAAAGAUGGCUUAUUAUCCCCAUUCCUCAAUUUUUGUAUUAAAGUUACCCUAAACAAAAGGAUCAAUACAAUACCUAAAAUGGGAGGUGAUGCUUAAAGCAGAGUAUUUUCUGAAUCCGAGUCUUGUGAGUCGUGACUAUUUGUCGCCUUGGAUGCGGCUAAAUUAGCUCUUUCAACUUUUCAUCAGAAGUGUUUGGCCAAGUUUUCAAGGCCUUUUUAGCUUAGCUUUUCUUAGUGGAAAACAUUGUUCAAACGGUUUAAAAAAGGUUUAAAUAAGUUAUGCUUUUUAUUGGCUUUUUAAGGAUGCUUUUAUGGGAUUA
This is a messenger RNA of Erigeron canadensis, 2508 nucleotides long. Its product is annotated as glucosidase 2 subunit beta-like. Gene Ontology annotation, cellular component: glucosidase II complex. Gene Ontology annotation, biological process: N-glycan processing. The transcript has 16 exons. The coding region runs from base 215 to 2026 and encodes 603 amino acids. The record is from RefSeq and is a predicted model, not a curated record. NCBI's taxonomy places the organism in Eukaryota, Viridiplantae, Streptophyta, Magnoliopsida, Asterales, Asteraceae.